AUGACGUCAGCGACGCCGGAUCAGACUAAGAAAGUUGGAUUGGGGAUGACAGCAUCUCCGUCUCCGUUUCUGACACCUCGCCCGGAACGACGUCGUCCCGAUUCAAGAGGUUCCGAUUGGAACUCAAACCGUCAAGACAAGGAUAAAGAGACUAACGUCCAAGUUUUGCUUCGAUGCAGGCCAUUAAGUGAUGAUGAACAAAGGUCCAAUGUUCCCAAGGUGGUGUCAUGUAAUGAAAAUAAAAGGGAAGUCACUGUUAUGCAGACUGUGGCUAACAAGCAAGUUGAUAGAGUUUUCACCUUCGACAAGGUUUUUGGACCUAAAUCACAGCAAAGAUCAAUAUAUGACCAAGCGAUUGCCCCAAUUGUUAAUGAAGUUCUUGAUGGUUUCAACUGCACUGUCUUCGCUUAUGGCCAGACUGGGACUGGUAAAACUUAUACAAUGGAGGGUGGGAUGAGAAAAAAGGGUGGUGAUUUACCUGCCGAGGCUGGUGUCAUUCCAAGAGCAGUUCGUCAAAUUUUUGAUAUUUUGGAGGCACAAAAUGCUGACUAUAGCAUAAAAGUCACAUUUCUUGAGCUAUAUAAUGAAGAAGUAACUGAUUUAUUGUCCCCUGAAGAUAAUUAUAGGCUUAUAGAAGAAAAACAGAAGAAACCUGUAACCCUUAUGGAAGAUGGAAAGGGUUGUGUGGUUGUGAGAGGCCUUGAAGAAGAAUCAGUGUACAGUGUAAGUGAAAUUUAUAAUCUGUUGGAACGAGGAGCAUCAAAAAGGCGCACUGCAGAUACAUUGCUUAAUAAGAGAAGCAGCCGUUCACAUUCAGUCUUCACCAUUACUGUCUAUGUGAAAGAAACAGUAAUUGGUGAUGAGGAGUUAAUUAAAUGUGGCAAGCUUAAUCUUGUUGAUUUGGCAGGAUCAGAAAAUAUAUUGCGUUCAGGAGCACGUGAGGGCCGUGCAAGAGAAGCGGGGGAGAUAAACAAGAGCUUACUCACACUGGGACGUGUCAUAAAUGCGCUUGUGGAACAUUCUGCUCAUGUGCCUUACAGAGACAGUAAGCUUACAAGGAUUUUGCGAGACUCCUUAGGAGGGAAAACAAAAACAUGCAUAAUUGCUACUAUUUCCCCAUCUGCUUAUUGUUUGGAAGAAACACUAAGUACGCUAGACUACGCUAGUCGUGCAAAAAACAUAAAGAAUAGGCCUGAGGCAAACCAAAAAGUUUCAAAGGCUGUUUUGUUGAAGGACUUGUACAUGGAAAUCGAGAGAAUGAAGGAAGAUGUUCGAGCAGCAAGGGAAAAGAAUGGUGUAUAUAUUUCUCAUGAAAGAUUUGCCAUGGAAGAAGCUGAAAAGAAGGCAAGGAAUGAGAAGAUAGAGCAAUUAGAGAAUGACCUCAAUCUUAGUGAGAAACAAGUGAACAGUUUCCGUGAGCUCUAUUUAACAGAGCAAGAACAGAAACUGGAUUUGGAAAGCGAGCUCAAGGAUUGCAAGGUGAAUUUGGAAAAAACCAGCAACGUCUUGCAUGACCUUCAAGAGAAUUACAGGCUAGUAGUUUCAAUGUUGAAAGAGAAGGAAAGCACCAUAUCCAAGCUACUGAAAUCAGAAAAUGCCUUGAUUGAGCGUGCAAAGGAAAUGUGUACUGAUCUGCAGAGUGCAUCAGAUCAUAUUAAUUUACUGUCUUCAAAAUUAGAUUACAAAGAAACGAUGGAGGCAGAAAAUCAAAAAAUAAUCUUUAAUUUUGGGUCUCUGCUUAAUGAGAGCUUAAAAGACUUGCAUAAGACCAUUGUGGGAUCCAUUUCUCAACAACAGAAACGACUUAGAUGCAUGGAAGAUCGUGCCUGCUCCUAUCUUGCCAGUAAAAGUGAUGCAGCACAAGCACUUGAAUAUAGGAUCAAGAAAAUGACAGAGAUUUAUACUUCAGGAGUAGGGACCCUGAAGGAGUUAGCUAAUACAUUGCAUAUGAAAGCUUCAUCUGAUAUGGAGCACAUACAAUCUAAAGUUUCAUCACAGACAUUGGCUGUUGAGAAUUUUCUUGCCGCUGCCGUUCUUGAAGCCAAGGAUGUGAUAUGCGACAUCCAGAAUUCUCUUGAUGAGCACAAGCAGCUGUUAGCAUUCUCCAUUCAACAACAAGAGGAAGGAUUACAGCAAAGUCUGACUUCAGCACAAGUGGUUUCAGAGGCAACUGUAAACUUCUUUAGUGACAUUCAUCUGCGUUCUUCAACAGUCAUGAAAAUUAUUGAAGAAACUCAAAAUGAGAGGUUCCAACAAUUAGCUAAUUUUGAGAAGAAGUUUAAGGAAGAGGUAGCGAUGGAGGAGGGGCAGGCCUUAGAGAAAAUCGCAGCAAUUUUGGCAGCCUUGACAUCUAAGAGAACUGCUAUGGUCUCAGAGGCAUCAAGAAAUAUGCAGGACAUGAGUAAGCAACAGUCUAAGAGAUUGCAACUAGAGAUGCUCAACAUGCAGCAGGUUUCAAAAGAUGCUAGUAAGGAAGUGAGUGAAUAUGUAGAGAAUGCUAAAAGUCAUUUUGUGGAACAAAUAUUCUCAGCAAGUGGUAUUAAAGCUACAAUGGAAAAUUGCCUCUUGGUGUGCUCAAAGAAUGUGGACUGUUCCAGGCAGCAGUGGGAAAGCGCUCACUUGUCCUUCAACAAUCUCCAUAAGAGCAGUCUUGCGGAGAUAGAAUCUACAGUGAAGGAAAAUAUCUUGACAAAUCAUGCUCUGAAUCGAGAAUUUGUAUCUGCAUCAUUAGCAAUGGAUUCGGAUUAUGAUUCCGGAAUCCACAACCUGCUCGCAGAUGUAAAUGGUGCACGGAUGAUGGACCAUGAGCACAAGAAGGAAAUUGAUUCUAUGACUACAAGGUGGUUGGAGCAGCUUAACUCAGUACAAGAUAAGCAUGGUGAAAGUAUAUCAAAUAUCCAUGUACAAGCAGAAAAGUGCCUUGCUAAAGAUUACAUGGUUGACCAGAAUACAAGUUCAACAUCUCAGAAAAAAAUUGUAUCAGUCCCCAGCCCUGCAUCCAUUGAAGAGAUGAGGACACAGAUCAUAGAAGACAGUUGCACAGAGAACCGAUCAAAAUGGAUCCAAGCAGAAAGCAAAAUCCCUCGUCUAGCAGCAUCUCCAAAUCGAACUCCUUUUGCAGAUGUGAAUUGA
Molecule: messenger RNA, 3132 nt
Organism: Gastrolobium bilobum
Lineage: Eukaryota; Viridiplantae; Streptophyta; Magnoliopsida; Fabales; Fabaceae
Product: kinesin-like protein KIN-5B
Exons: 23
Coding region: 1-3132 (1043 amino acids)
Biological process (GO): microtubule-based movement
Molecular function (GO): plus-end-directed microtubule motor activity; ATP binding; microtubule binding
Source: RefSeq, a predicted model, not a curated record